Molecule: messenger RNA, 1058 nt
Organism: Dipodomys spectabilis (banner-tailed kangaroo rat)
Lineage: Eukaryota; Metazoa; Chordata; Mammalia; Rodentia; Heteromyidae
Gene: Chst13
Product: carbohydrate sulfotransferase 13
Exons: 3
Coding region: 24-1058 (344 amino acids)
Biological process (GO): carbohydrate biosynthetic process; proteoglycan biosynthetic process
Cellular component (GO): membrane
Molecular function (GO): sulfotransferase activity
Source: RefSeq, a predicted model, not a curated record
CGCCGGCGGCUCGCAGGCACAGCAUGGGGAGACGCUGCUGCGGGAGGCGGCGCGCGCUGGCGGCCGCGUGUCUGUGCGCCACGCUCCUGCUCCUGUGCACGGGGCCCCGCGCCCCGCGUCGGGCGUCUGCAGACAGGGCCCUGGGCCCCGGCCGGUGGCAUGCUGGGAAGAGUCCUCGGCAGCUGCUCUACGAGCUGGACCAGGCCCCGCGCUCCGCGCUGGCCGAGGUGCACCGGCAGCGGCGCGACCUGCUGCGCCAGGCCUGCAGCCGCCACUCGCGCCGGCCGCGCGCGCUGCGCCCCGAGGAGCUGCGGCACGUGCUGGUGGACGACGCGCACGGGCUGCUGUACUGCUACGUGCCCAAGGUGGCCUGCACCAACUGGAAGCGCGUGCUGCUGGCGCUGCGGGCCCGCGCCCGCGGCGACGCCCGCGCCGACCCCCGCGCCAUCCCCGCGCGCGAGGCGCACGCGCCGGGCCGCCUGCCCUCGCUGGCCGACUUCCGCCCCGCCGAGAUCCGCCAGCGCCUGCGCGACUACCUGGCCUUCCUGUUUGUGCGCGAGCCCUUCGAGCGCCUGGCCUCCGCCUACCGCAACAAGUUCGCGCGGCCCUACAGCGAGGCCUUCCGGCGCCGCUACGGCACGCGCAUCGUGCGGCGCCUGCGGCCGCGCGCGCACCCCGAGGCGCUGGCCCGCGGCCACGACGUGCGCUUCGCCGAGUUCCUGGCCUACCUGCUGGACCCGCGCACGCGCCGCGACGAGCCCUUCAACGAGCACUGGGAGCGCGCGCACGCGCUCUGCCACCCGUGCCGCCUGCGCUACGACGUGGUGGGCCGGUUCGAGACGCUGGCCCAGGACGCCGACUUCCUGCUGGGGCUGCUGGGCGCGCCGGGCCUGCGCUUCCCGGCCGCCCCGCGGCCCCGCGCGGCGCCCGCGCGCGAGCAGGCCGCGCGCCUCUUCCGGGACAUCAGCCCCUUCUACCAGCGGCGCCUCUUCGACCUCUACAAGUUGGACUUCGUGCUCUUCAACUACUCGGCGCCCCCGUACCUGCGGCCCCGUUAG